Messenger RNA from Ramularia collo-cygni, 441 nucleotides. RefSeq lists its product as uncharacterized. The transcript is spliced from 2 exons. The record is from RefSeq and is a predicted model, not a curated record. Bases 1 to 441 code for a protein of 146 amino acids. Lineage: Eukaryota; Fungi; Ascomycota; Dothideomycetes; Mycosphaerellales; Mycosphaerellaceae.
AUGAUUCCCAGGGCAAUAUUCGCGCGUGCUUUGCGCCAAAAGGCUGCUCCCAAACGCGCCAUCCAAACCCUCACACGACCGACUCGCAUCGUUCCAUCAUCGACACGAUCCGCAUCGCGCGUUCCUCAUCAAACGGCAAGAUGGCUCUCAUCCAAGUCGCUCGCGGACGAAAAGAUUGAGGAAAUCACGGAGCUGUAUGCCACUGCGCAAGAUGAAUUUGAGAUUGCCAUGGAAGAGACGGAAAAAGUAUCCGUGUACGCCGAAGAGGACCGCAAGGCGGCGAGGGAGGAGUUGACCCGAGUCCAAGAAGCAUACAAGGCUGCUGUAGAGGGACCAGAUCAGCAGCUGGCCGAAGAGGUCAAACGGCGGGUUGGACACCGAAUCCGCGAACUCGAGAACGGCGUUUCCGCGAUGGAGGAACUGGCACAAAAUCAGGAUUGA